GGCUGAGCGCAUGUCCAAAAACAACGUUGGACAGGUGGCAAGUUUGGCACUGGCAAGCGCUGCCCACUCAAGUACAACGCGUCGUAUUGUCGAUGCUGUACACUCUGGGGAGCUUCUCGACAGCGAAUACGAGACAUUCGGCGUCUUUGGGCUCCAGAUUCCUACUGAAGUGGAUGGUGUUCCGCGUGAAGUGCUUAACCCGCUUCUUGCUUGGACGGACAAGCAGGCUUUCGAGCACGAGGUCCGCAAGCUCGCAGGCAUGUUCCAGAAGGCGUUUAAAUUAUACGAGGGUGAUGUACAAGAGAGCACUAUUUGCGCAGAAGCUGGUGGCAAAAAAAGAAUAUUGUUGACCGGCAGUGGUAAGGAGUUACCGGAUGAGCUGGUCAAGGAUGUCCGUAUGCGGGAGGGGACCUGCCAUGGACUUGGAGGGAUUGCCAGACUGGGCAGCAAGACGAGUCUAGGGAAAUAACACGGACUCUUGUGUGGGUGGCGAGAGUUAUCGAUCAGAAUGCUUCGAGGAGGUUAGUAACGUCGUCAAGGAACAGCGCGAAAAUAGCCGACCCGCAAC
Messenger RNA from Suillus subaureus, 568 nucleotides. RefSeq lists its product as uncharacterized. Gene Ontology annotation, biological process: gluconeogenesis. The record is from RefSeq and is a predicted model, not a curated record. NCBI's taxonomy places the organism in Eukaryota, Fungi, Basidiomycota, Agaricomycetes, Boletales, Suillaceae. Gene Ontology annotation, molecular function: phosphoenolpyruvate carboxykinase (ATP) activity; ATP binding. Bases 11 to 469 code for a protein of 152 amino acids. Gene Ontology annotation, cellular component: cytosol. The transcript has 4 exons.